Molecule: messenger RNA, 1271 nt
Organism: Aureococcus anophagefferens
Lineage: Eukaryota; Pelagophyceae; Pelagomonadales; Pelagomonadaceae
Exons: 2
Coding region: 1-1029 (342 amino acids)
Biological process (GO): tryptophanyl-tRNA aminoacylation
Cellular component (GO): mitochondrion
Molecular function (GO): tryptophan-tRNA ligase activity; ATP binding
Source: RefSeq, a predicted model, not a curated record
AUGUCGCGUCUUUUUAUGCGGGAGCGCGUCUUGAGUGGGGUGCAGCCGACGGGGUCACUGCACUUGGGAAAUUAUUUGGGCGCUAUUCGACAGUGGGUUGAGUAUCAGCACGAAUAUGAUAGCCUAUUUUGUGUAGUUGACCUGCACGCGAUAACUAUGCCACAUGAUGCAAAAUCUUUGAGCAGGGAGACACUGGAUGCUGCGGCGUUGUACAUCGCGGCUGGUGUCGAGCCAGAUAUUGCACCUAUCUUCGUGCAGUCCCACGUAAGUGCACAUGCAGAACUCGCCUGGCUUUUGAAUUGCAUGACGCCAAUGAAUUGGCUUGAGCGAAUGAUCCAGUACAAGGAGAAGAAACAGAAACAAGGAGAAAACGUUGCGGUUGGACUCUUCGACUAUCCCGUCCUCAUGGCCGCUGAUAUACUACUGUACCAAGCAGAUCUCGUGCCGGUUGGUGAGGACCAGCGCCAGCAUCUAGAGCUUACACGGGACAUUGCGCGACGCUUCCAUGACCUAUACUGCAAGCGGAAGCGCAGAGUCUUUCGUGAACCCAAGGCGCUAAUUGUCAAGGAGGGGGCACGAGUCAUGUCUCUUGCAGAUGGUAAAGCUAAGAUGUCAAAGUCAGCACCAAUUGACGGUUCACGCAUCAACCUUGUCGACUCACCAGACCUCAUCGCAUCCAAGAUCAAGAAGUGCAAGACUGACCAACUGAAAGGUCUCGAGUGGGACAAUCCUAAUCGCCCAGAGGCCACUAAUCUUCUCAAUAUUUAUCAAUCUGUCACUGGUCUUGAACGGGAAGUAAUCCUGCGUGAUGUUUCUGACCUCUCUUGGGGUGCUUUCAAGCCCAGGCUCACCGAUGCUAUCAUCGCUCACCUCGAUCCUAUCCAACGCGCGUAUAAAGAGCUUGCCGCAGAUCAGCUCUUUCUGUCACAGACUCUCAAGCAAGGUGCACACCGAGCUGACGAGAUUGCAACUAAAACUUUGGAUGAUGCAAAGGGCGCCAUGGGCAUUACCACGAGGAGCGGCGUGUAAGACAAUGGGAUAAAUGGCCAAAUAGAGCAUCGCUAUGUGGAGCAAUACAUGGAACGCAGGCUGUGUGAAAACUUACCCCAUGCGUGCCUUGGCGUAGCGAGUUGUGGCACUUCUAGUAUGACCUGGUUGGGCAUUGCCCCCGUACUCUAUUUCCCCACGGCUUAUGCCGCCGCGGGAAAUACGACGCGUUCUAGUUUGGACCCCACCCGGGCCCCCGGCGCCUGAGUAAAGCUGGACACGGG